Tarenaya hassleriana is the source of this 1167-nucleotide messenger RNA. RefSeq names its product DAR GTPase 2, mitochondrial. The record is from RefSeq and is a predicted model, not a curated record. Lineage: Eukaryota; Viridiplantae; Streptophyta; Magnoliopsida; Brassicales; Cleomaceae. Gene Ontology annotation, cellular component: mitochondrion. The transcript is spliced from 7 exons. Bases 4 to 1107 code for a protein of 367 amino acids. Gene Ontology annotation, molecular function: GTP binding; GTPase activity.
CAAAUGUCAACGGCUAGAAACUGGAAGAUUGGGAGGGAAAUCGGAGAAGCUGUGAUCAAAGCGUCGAGAAACCCUAAUCGGAGAUGGUACGGGCCUCACAUGGCGGCCGCAGCUCGGGCCAUUUCCGAUCGUAUCCCAUUGGUCGAUUUCGUUCUUGAGAUCAGAGACUCUCGUAUUCCUUUUUCGUCUGAGUACGAGUUGUUGAGAAAGUUUACUGCUUUUUCCUUGAGAAGAAUCAUUGUGUUGAACAAGAUGGAGCUGGCAGAUUCUUUCGGAUUGAAGGAGUCCAUGGAUUACUUUGAGCGGCGAAACUGUCCCUCCUAUGCAGUGAACUCGCAUAACAAAGAAUGUGUCAAGCAAUUUCUCAACUUUUUGCAUAGUAAAGUUAGGGAACUGCACAAGAGUGGCCAUACAAAUCAUACCACAACGUUCAUGCUUCUCGGGAUUCCUAACGUUGGGAAGUCUGCUCUUGCCAAUGCUCUGCAUCAGAUUGGGAGGAUUAGCGCUGCGGAAAAAGGAAAGCUGAAGCAUACAGUAGUCAGUUCGGAACCGGGAAAUACUAAAGACAUUACCAGCUUGAAGAUCGGUAGUCGUCCAAACAUCUAUGUAUUGGACACACCAGGCAUUUUGCCUCCUAACCUUCAAGAUGCUGAGAUCUGCUCAAAGCUGGCGUUGACAGGAGCCAUCAGGGAUGAUCUAGUUGGGGAGAUAGAACUAGCACAGUUCUUUCUGACUGUUCUCAACUCGGGUCAUGAAUACAAGAGAUGGGCAAAACUCUGCAAGUCUGAGGAUGAAACAGAACAUCUUAACAAUGGCACCCCCAAGUUGGAUACUAUGAAUAAGAGGCAAUACCCCACAGAUCAUACGCAGGAUUUCAUAGUCCGUGAUGUCCGUAGGGUUCUGUAUCAAACCAUAUCAGCAUUCGAUGGAAAUUUAGAAGACGAGAUUGACAUGGAAAAUCUUGUGAAGUCUCAAUUCGCAGCGUUAAGAACCGUUCUUAGGGUUUCUGCCGAGGCAGGUGAGUAUGCUGAUCUCAUAGUUGCUUCCAAGUUACUGAAUCUAUAUAGAACUGGUAGACUUGGACAGUACACAUUGGAACAUGUUUGAAUGUCUCUGCUGUAUCUAAAACAUGAUUAGCUUGUUGUAAUGAUUUGUUGAUUGAGUUUU